CUCCACCACACUCCCUCCCUCCCCCGGAGCAGUUCACAGUCUCCACUCCACCUCCUACCUAUAAACUUCCUUCCUCGUCCCGUCCUCUUUCCUCCCCAUCCGCAAUCCCCUCAUUUGGUACGUUCGUACGGUGAAGCAGGCGGAAUCCACCUUCUUCUAGAAUCAACCCGCCCGCCCGCCAUGGCGAGCUUCGCGAGGGAGGAGCACCAGUUCCUCGCCGAGCUCGGCCUCGCGCCGCGCAACCCGGGCUCCUUCGCCUGCGGCGCCUGGGGCGGCUCGGGCCCCGUCGUCGCCACCACCAACCCCACCAACAACGAGGUCAUUGCCGAGGUCGUCGAAGCGUCCGUGGACGACUACGAGAAGGGCAUGAGCGCCUGCUUCGAUGCCGCCAGGACCUGGAUGGCUGUCCCGGCUCCGAAACGAGGAGAAAUUGUUAGGCAGAUUGGUGAUGCCCUGAGAGCAAAGCUUCAUCACCUCGGCAGACUUCUGUCACUUGAGAUGGGGAAAAUUCUCCCUGAAGGAAUUGGGGAGGUUCAGGAAAUUAUUGACAUGUGUGAUUAUGCUGUGGGGCUAAGUCGUCAGCUAAAUGGAUCCAUCAUACCAUCUGAACGCCCAAACCAUAUGAUGAUGGAGGUCUGGAAUCCUCUUGGAGUUGUUGGUGUCAUCACAGCAUUCAAUUUCCCUUGCGCCGUGCUGGGUUGGAAUGCUUGCAUUGCUUUGGUCUGCGGCAACUGUGUUGUCUGGAAGGGUGCUCCAACUACUCCAUUGAUCACUAUUGCAAUGACUAAAAUAGUGGCUAGUGUAUUUGAGAAGAACAACUUGCCAAGUGCAAUCUUCACAGCUUUUUGUGGGGGUGCUGAAAUUGGUCAAGCAAUUGCUCUUGACACAAGGAUACCUUUGGUUUCAUUCACAGGAAGUACAAAGGUUGGUCAAAUGGUUCAGCAACAGGUUAGCGCGAGAUUUGGUAAAUGCCUUCUUGAACUUAGUGGGAACAAUGCCAUUAUUGUCAUGGAUGAUGCAGACAUUCCACUAGCUGUGCGUUCUGUUUUGUUUGCUGCUGUUGGCACAGCAGGGCAACGAUGCACUACAUGUCGUAGGCUGCUUCUUCAUGAAAGCAUAUAUCAAACAUUUCUUGAUCAACUUGUUGAGGUUUAUAAACAAGUCCGUAUUGGGGAUCCUAUGGAAAAGGGCACCUUGCUGGGACCACUGCACACUACUGCAUCAAAAGAAAGCUUUUUGAAAGGCAUCCAAACUAUCAGAUCCCAGGGAGGAAAAAUCCUUCUAGGAGGAUCUUCUAUUGAAUCAGAAGGGAACUUUGUUCAACCAACAAUUGUGGAAAUUUCACCUGAUGCGCCAGUUGUGAGGGAAGAAUUGUUUGGUCCUGUCCUUUAUGCCAUGAAAUUUCAGACCCUGAAGGAAGCAAUUGAAAUCAACAAUUCUGUUCCUCAAGGAUUGAGCAGUUCUAUAUUUACAAGGAAGCCAGAUGCUAUUUUCAAGUGGAUUGGGCCUCAUGGUAGUGAUUGUGGUAUAGUGAAUGUAAAUAUACCCACUAAUGGUGCUGAAAUUGGUGGAGCUUUUGGUGGAGAAAAAGCAACCGGUGGCGGACGAGAAGCAGGAAGUGAUUCCUGGAAGCAAUACAUGAGGAGGGCUACUUGUACAAUCAACUACGGAAGCGAGCUGCCUCUAGCACAGGGAAUAAAUUUUGGCUAGUUUGGUGCUGAAGGAUUGCCAGUGAAUCGUGCUGCAACUUGGGGAUAAGGUGUUGAGAUAUCUGCAGCGUGCAGCCAUCAUCUUCAGGAAAUUCUCUGUGUCGAUCAUUGCACCCAAAUUGCGACGUGCUGCUGAGUACAUAUAAUAAGAGAUAUGUUGAUCUCAUGUAUGCAUUGUUCAUGCCUUUUGGCAUGUUUAGCCAUCUGUGCCCUAGUGUAUUACUAAUAAACUGGAAAAAUAGCUUCUCUUCCGGUGAGAGCAACAUUGUCCGCAUUUUACCCUGAGAUCGGACCGGUCGAAAUAAAAGGAGAUCGUAGCCUUCA
Molecule: messenger RNA, 2033 nt
Organism: Hordeum vulgare subsp. vulgare (domesticated barley)
Lineage: Eukaryota; Viridiplantae; Streptophyta; Magnoliopsida; Poales; Poaceae
Product: aldehyde dehydrogenase family 7 member A1
Exons: 14
Coding region: 181-1710 (509 amino acids)
Molecular function (GO): aldehyde dehydrogenase (NAD+) activity
Source: RefSeq, a predicted model, not a curated record